GCCUUCCUCUUUCCCCACCUCGGGGGAUGGAGUCGCCCGCUCCUCCCUCGCUGUUUACGGCUCUCAGCGCUGCGCCUUGGACCACCGGAGUGCCGCGCCGUCUAUUGUCACAGCCCAUAGCUGGCUCCCAGUCGUUGUUGACGAAGGACGAGCCGAUGGGAUGAGAGAGGUUUAGUUCAUUGAUUCACGCACCAGACUGCGUGCCAGCCAAGCCUGAGACCAGAGGCUGAACUGCUUUUUAGUGUCACCGUAAAUAGCACCUUGUGGUCUGAUGGCUCUCAACCUGUGGGUCGCGACCCCCUUAAACCCAUCGGAAAAGAGAUAAUAUUUACAUUACGAUCCAUAACAGUAGCAAAAUACAGUUAAAACCCCUGGUGUAGUGUACCAACGGAAACCGUAAUUGCAAAGCCUGGUAGUGCAGACCUAUAAUCCUAGCCAUCCCGGAUGCUGAGGCAGGAGGAUUGCAAAGUAAAACCCUGUGCGGGAAAGUUCAAGAACGGGAGUACCUGACAGGCUUCCACAAGCGGAAGGUAGAGCGCAAGAAGGCAGCCAUUGAAGAGAUAAAGCAGCGGCUUAAGCAAGAGCAGAAGAAACUUCGGGAAGAGCGCCACCAGGAGUACCUGAAGAUGCUGGCAGAAAGAGAGGAAGCACUGGAGGAGGCAGAUGAGCUGGAGCGGCUAGUGACAGCGAAGACAGAGUCGGUGCAGUAUGACCACCCCAAUCACACAGUCACUGUGACCACCAUCAGUGACCUGGACCUCUCAGGGGCCCGGCUGCUAGGUCUGCCCCUGCCUGAGGUAGGUCCCAGGACAGACCUGGGGAAGCAAGGUUUGGGGCAAGGGGACCAGGAUGGGUCCCAGGAAGAGGAGAUGUCAUCCCUGGAAAAGCCAACAAAAGCCUUGCCCAGGAAGUCCAAAGAUCCCCUGCUCUCUCAGCGCAUCUCCUCCCUCACAGCUACACUGCACGCACACAGUCGGAAGAAGGUCAAGAGGAAACACCCUCGGCGGGCACAGGACUCCACCAAGAAACCUCCAAGUGCCACACGUACCAGCAAGACCCAGCGCCGCCGUCGGAUGACUGGAAAAGCCAGGCACAACGGGGAGUGAGCCCUCAAACCUGGGGGUCCCAGCUUGAGUCCUUGGCUGUCCCUGUAACCCAGCUACACCGAGGGUUACCUGCAGCCUAAGCCUGAAAAUCAGGACUUUGCCAUCCAGGGUCAUCCUUGCUUUGAACCCAGAAGGAACGGACUUCUGAGAGCCCGGGUUCCCGGAGCCUGCAGAACCGUGCUGGGGCUCGUUCACAAGUGUACAUCCACCUGGGACUGAAGAGAAGUGUGAAACUCCUCCAGUCUGUGCUUGUGCUUUGUCCUGGCUUGGAUCCCAUGCACCAAAGGCUGACCUCUGGGGUGGUGAGAAUGGUCAGGGGUCCAUCUACCUCCAGGUUUUCCUGAAGGUAUUACAAGGUCAUAUCAUAUCUGGGCCCGCUCAUCCUAGCUGAAGACCAGAAUGUAGAAUCCAGAGCUGUGGCCAGCUUUGGUGGUAUAUGGUAAAACCACACCAAAGAGGCUGAGACAGGAGACUCAAUUCAAGGUCAUCCGUCUUCAGCUACAUAGGGAGUUUCAGGCUGGUGGGCUGUCAGGAGAUAGCUGAAGACUUGAGUGCCAGCAUCAGAAGGCCACACUCAGGGACGGAAAGCUUAUCUCCGGGCCUUUCCUGGGAGCUGGCUUGGCCUGACCUCAGCCCUUCUCCCCAUUCCCUGCCCUCUGCUCCAAGAGCAGUGACUACCUGAUACCUGUCUGAGAUGGGCCUGCCUCUCCUGGAGGUUCUAGUGUUCAACCCAGUGAAGGGGACCUGGGCCUCACUGUCUAGACCACUGAUCAGGACAGUAAGCCAGGAAAUAGAGGGAUUUGGUACCCAUGUGAGCCUCAAGCAGUGCUGUUCUACUGGGUGUUUCCCUUUAUGAAUCUCCAGGGCUACCCUGAGGCUGGAGUGGGUAUUACAGGAUGCUCUGCACAACACUAGGCUCACACACCUCACCGCUCACAGCAUGUCCCUGUCCCCUCAGUGGAGAUUUCUGCCUCUGGAGACAUGAAGUCAUUUCCAGUGUACACAAGAGGACACAGGAGACCCUCCAUACACACAUACAUAGGAGACCACAAACACACCCUACACACUGUUUCUCUAAUCACGAACUCCUUCCCUGUCUCCCCAGCUGCCCAGAGUCGCAUCUGUUUGGACUUCAGGAGCAGCAGCGAGGGGAGCUGCCAUGGUGGCACACACUAGUCCUAGCACUUAGAAGCCUGGGGGGUGUGGGGGAGGGUAUGGGGGACUUUUGGGAUAGCAUUGGAAAUGUAAUUGAGGAAAAGACAUAAUAAAAAAAAUAGAGCCUA
Mus musculus (house mouse) is the source of this 2389-nucleotide messenger RNA. RefSeq names its product nucleolar protein 12 (gene Nol12). Gene Ontology annotation, cellular component: cytoplasm; nucleolus; nucleus. The record is from RefSeq and is marked validated. Lineage: Eukaryota; Metazoa; Chordata; Mammalia; Rodentia; Muridae. Gene Ontology annotation, molecular function: identical protein binding. The coding region runs from base 627 to 1106 and encodes 159 amino acids. The transcript is spliced from 6 exons.